Messenger RNA from Drosophila busckii, 1989 nucleotides. RefSeq lists its product as uncharacterized. Lineage: Eukaryota; Metazoa; Arthropoda; Insecta; Diptera; Drosophilidae. The transcript has 3 exons. The record is from RefSeq and is a predicted model, not a curated record. Bases 373 to 1989 code for a protein of 538 amino acids.
GUUGUCCACAGGCGACAUGUCAGCUGCCAAAUGAUUUGUGUGGAGAUGGCGACAAGUGAACUGAGGCUGCAGCUCAUAGCAGACUGGAUAUGGCUUGAGAGAUCGACUGGGGAGUUGGAUACGACAAUUAGCUUUACAUAACCUGGGCUAACAACAUGCGCACCAAGGAAAGUUUUUUGUUCAUUUCACGCGUCGAACAGCAAAAUCGUGUAAAUAGCAAAGAAAGUAAAUUUCGGGGACUACCUUCAUUUAAUUUCAAUUCUACGCGAGCAAUCAGGUCACCUGCAAUCACGAUCUUAGCUUGUUUAUAAAGCUUAUAAAAGCCACACCUAUGCCAAAGUGGUGACCAGUAGUUGAUGUCAACCCAACAGCAUGUCAAGCAGUUGGAUCUAUCUAAUCCUCUUCAGCUUUUUACAGCUGUCGAGGGCAGAUGUCUCGCAUUAUUAUGCAGCACCUGCGGAAUUCUCGAGCUAUCCCUUUCAGUUUGCUUUGCCGCCACCACCAGCGCCGGCUUAUGUGCCCACUGCGCCGGCUGCACCACCACCAGUGGCGCCUGCUCCUGUUGCGCCUGUUGCUGCCACAACGGAGUUUUCAUUGCCUGAGAUUGUGGAGAAUCGCAGCUUGAAGCAUGGCAAUGCUCAUGGCAAUUUCAUUCCACUCAGUCAACAUUAUCUGCCGCCCACGCAGGAGCAGCGACCCAACUAUGAGAGUCCCAAGCCCAGCGAUGAAUUUGGUGGCUACUAUUAUCAACAGCCCAGCAGCACCAUCACAACCACCAGCACCACCAGCAAGCCAAUUGUGGUGCAGGAUUCCAGCGAGACGCUGGAGUUGGAGCAUGGCUAUGACUAUCAAGUGCCGGCACGCCCCUCCACGCCCGCGCCUGUCUAUCUGCCGCCCUCGCAGCUCAAUGCGGAGCAACAGCAGCAGCAGCUGCGACUGCGUCUCAAGGACAUGCGCUGCCUGCAGUCGGGAUACUUUCGAGCUGUGCUCAAGCUGGACAGCUUUCUAGGCGCUGCACCGGUGCUGGACUUGGAGCAGGAGCAGCUGCAGGAUAAGCGCUGUGAGCUGAAACUCUCACGCAGUUUACUGCUGCUGGACAUAGCGGGUGCGGACUUUGAGCGUUGCGGCGUUCGCUCAUGUGGUGAGGAUUUGUGUCUGAGGCUGCGCUUUCCAGCGAUUCGUGGACUGCGCACAGCAGCGGAUGCAAUUCUGACGCUGCACUGCAAGACGCAGGAGCGUGUGGCAUACAAAACGCAUGCGCUUAAAAUGGGCGUGGCCAAUGAUGCACAAUCCCGCAGCGCUGGCAGCUACGCCCAUGGUGGCAAUCAGAAUGCCUUUCGCACUCACGUGGAGCUGCUGCGACGUGGCAGCAACGGCUACACCCGUCAGCUGGAAACAGAUGGAGCUGUGCAGUUGGGCGAGGAUUUGCUGCUGCGAGCGCAUGUCUUGGCAGGCGAUGGUUGGAACUACACCAAGCUGAGCGAUGUGCAGCUGCAGCGCAUCUCGCCCAGCGGCGAGCUGCUGAACAGCGCUCAGUUGAUCACCACGCGCGGUUGUCUCAAUCCCGCCAUGCAAAGUGUUUGCGCUCAUGCUCCAAGUCUGGAGCCGCCGCUGGGUCAGCGGUUGCAUUUCAAGGCCAUCAUGUUUCCGGGCAUGCACAGUGGCGAUUUGCUGGUCAUGUCCAUGCGGCUGACUGGGUGCCUGGAGCAUGAGGAUUGCCAGCUCACGCCGCAGGACUGUCUGCCCGGCGUAGCUCAGCGACGCAGACGGGAUACACCGGAUCACAACAGCUCUGCAGCUUCAGAGAUUUCGCAUCUCAGCUUCAGAGUGCUCAUGCCGCAGUUGGAAGCCAGAGAACUGGAGCAAUCAGCUGCGGUCAGUGAGCAAUUCGCUAGAGUCUCCAAGUCUAUGGCGCUGUUCGGAACUUUGGGCUUUGUCGUGCUGUUAAUGGGCGUGGCUAUUAUUGCGAUUUACAAAUUGCGCAAAUGA